Messenger RNA from Octopus bimaculoides (California two-spot octopus), 925 nucleotides. RefSeq lists its product as uncharacterized. The record is from RefSeq and is a predicted model, not a curated record. NCBI's taxonomy places the organism in Eukaryota, Metazoa, Mollusca, Cephalopoda, Octopoda, Octopodidae.
CAAAACCACGGUGAACACCACAGUGCUAACGACAGUGCCAAUAACAGUGCCAACAACAACAGAAGUUUACUCCUACAAUGUUGUCAUUAGGAUCGAUAUGCAUUUCACUAGUAAUCUAUCUGAAACACUAAGAGAAAUGUUGUUCGAAGAAUAUAGAAAAAACAUGGGCAAUGUGCUGGACGUUAUCAUAAAUGAAAUCAGAAACGGCUCCGUUAUUGUCGAUCACACUGUUAAAACCUCAAAUAUGUCACUAGUUACUCUGAACAGCACUUUGGAACUCAUCGAAAAAAAUGGAUUGGUGGUUGGAAAUAUUACUUAUGCUGUAACAGUAGUCUCACUAGAGAUAAUAUAUGCUGAAACAACCCAGGUUAUGACGACAGUACCAGUGACAAAAGAAGAUUCUUCCGAUUUAAUUCUCGGUCUUAGUAUUGGAAUUUCUGCGACAGUUAUAUUUCUUCUCGUGCUUUUGCUUUGUUUCUGGUUUAGAUGGAAAAAGCGAAACGCUAAAGGUAGCACGAAAACUUUGGAUCGUGUACAAGUAGAUAAAAUUCGCGCAAAAAGCGUUCAACGUUUGCAGGGAGAGAGUCUUGAUAUGAAAGGAGAUACCGUACAGUACGAUGAAAUUGAACUAAAUGCUAAUGUGAACACAUACAUGACAAUGAAGACGUUUUCAAAUGAAGAUAAACGUUACGACGAAAUCGAUCCAGAUUGGGCGACAAAGAAUAAAGCUACUAACAAAAGUUCCGACGGGUACGAGGAAGUUAAAGUUUAUCGUAAUUCGGAGAUUGCCUCUAGAGAGAAAGCAACUUUAAAAGAAGAUAAACAUUAUGAAGAAAUCGAUUCAAAUUGGGAGUCAACGUAUAUGAAUAUUACGAAAGUUAUCGAAAAGUCCGAGGCAAUUCCACGAGACUUUAAAAGAAGAUAA